This is a messenger RNA of Aspergillus glaucus CBS 516.65, 1347 nucleotides long. Its product is annotated as proline iminopeptidase. The transcript has 9 exons. Gene Ontology annotation, molecular function: peptidase activity. Gene Ontology annotation, biological process: proteolysis. The record is from RefSeq and is a predicted model, not a curated record. NCBI's taxonomy places the organism in Eukaryota, Fungi, Ascomycota, Eurotiomycetes, Eurotiales, Aspergillaceae. Bases 1 to 1347 code for a protein of 448 amino acids.
AUGGCUGCAAAAUUAGUCGAGCGGAAUUUCCACAAUGUUCCGGGAAAGCUCCGCGUGGCAGAGCUGUUCUUCGACGUCCCGCUCGACUACAGCAAGCCAAAUGAGGGCACCUUGAGACUUUUUGCACGCAGUGCCCGUCGGUUGAACAAGCCCGCUGAACCCGAAAGGAAUGGCGACAAGCAAUUGCCUUGGAUGGUCUAUCUUCAAGGUGGUCCGGGAAUGGGAUGUCGUGCCCCGCAGGACUACGCCUGGAUUGGGCCCGUUGUCGAGAAAGACUACCAGGUUCUGCUCUUGGAUCAGCGCGGCACUGGACUCAGCUCAACGGUCACCGCGGACACGCUGGCUCGACAGGGAAACGCAAUCAGACAGGCUGAAUACCUGAAGAAAUUUCGAGCAGACAACAUUGUUCGUGACUGUGAGGCCAUACGCCGGUGUCUGACGGCGGACUAUCCCGAGGACAAGCGCAAAUGGAGCGUUAUCGGCCAGAGCUUUGGCGGGUUUUGUGCGGUGACUUAUCUUUCCAUGUUCCCGGAAGGGUUGACUGAGACUUUCCUUUGCGGCGGAGUCCCUCCGAAUGUUUACGAACCGGAAUCAGUUUACGCUCGCACUUACGAAAAGGUUACAGAGAGGAACAAGGCCUACUAUGCUAAAUACCCCGAAGAUGCCACCCGGGUUAAGCAGAUCGUCCAAUACCUGCAAGAGAACCAAGUCUUCGUGCCUUCUGGGACACUCACGCCUGCGCGAAUUCAGCAGCUUGGUAUCAUGUUUGGAAUGCAUGGUGGCUUGGAUAGUAUUCACGAUCUGAUUCUGCGCGCUUCGAACGAUCUGAACAUAUUUGGCUUUUUGACCCGUCCAACUCUAAAUGCAAUUGAUGGAUAUGGUGGCUAUGAUAGCAAUGUCAUCUAUGCUGUCCUUCAUGAGUCCAUCUAUUGCCAGGGACAAGCCUCAAACUGGACAGCAGACAGACAACGGACUGAAGAUCCGUAUUUCCACAUUGACCUGAACAAAGACCAAAUCUACUUCACCGGCGAGAUGAUCUACAAAGACAUGUUCGAAUCAUACACCGAACUCAAACAGCUAAGAGAAGUCGCCGACAUCCUUGCCUCCACACAAGACUGGCCUGCGCUGUACGACUACAACAAACUGGCGAACAAUGAAGUCCCCGUCUACGCGGCCAGCUACGUAGAUGAUAUGUAUGUGCAUAUUGAGCACUCGGAUGCAAUGGUUGAGAAAAUCAAGAAUUGCAAGAGGUUCAUCACGAAUACUAUGUAUCACGAUGCUCUGCGGAGUAAGUCGGAUGAGCUUAUACGCCAGCUUUUUGCUUUGCGCGACGAUUCGCUUGAUUAA